ACACAGUAUGUGACCCGUACAAAUUCAUGCGUUACGAGGACUUGAGAUGCUAUGAAUUUUAUAGGUGCACGAUCGGCCUGCUUUAAAUGUGGGCCAUGCAGACCAAAGUGGAUGAAAAUGGUUGAUAACCUUUAUUCUGGGAAUCUUCAGGACACUAAUAAUCAUAAUAAGCUUAUCCACUAUUGCCUUCAUCAACCAGAUAAGCUGGAUCGGAUCGCUAGAUACCUACAUUUAAGGUUGGCUCAAGAUCUUAAUCGACGUUAUGACCAGAACAUAACAAUAUCUGUCAAAGCUAUCGACAAGUUGAUACAAGUUUGUCAUGGACACAGGCUGGUUUUAGCCUUUAGCUUUCUAAAGAUGAUACAACUCCUGUUAGAGACGAACAGAAUAGACCUUCAAAUAAUGGCAUCUAAGUCAUUCGUGGAGUUUUCUAAAAUUGAUGAUGAUGCUCCUAACUACCACAAAGAAUGCAAUGAGAUUUUGGAUCACUUCGCUUCCAUGGCUCAUUCGUCACUUAGCAACCUUAAAGAACGCAAUGCAGUCAGAAUGGCAGGUAUACAUGGAAUCCAGGGAGUAGUUAGAAAAAUGGUUAGUGACCAACUACUGUUAGAGGUCCAUGAGUCAAAUAUGGAUAAAAUUAUCCCCCCACUUCUGUUUAAUAUGUGCGAAAAGUCUGAAAUGGAUUCCGAUUCAGUUGAAUCACAGUGUGAUCCUUCACAAGAAGCUGUGUAUGUCUUUGAAGAUAUUGUCCGUCAAGCUUCCUACACAAAUAUCAAACCGGUAGUGACUUCAAUAUUGACACAUUUGGAUAAUCAUCAAUUGUGGGAUCCAUGUGACUUUCCUCUACUUAUUUUUCAAUAUUUCUUAGACUCACUUAAGACGACACAAGUUGCCCAUAGUUUAGUCAAACAGUUGGUUGCUCACCUUAGUUCCCACGAAUCAGAUUUCACAUUAGCCGAGCGUACCAGCUUAGUUCAGGUUAUAGGAUUGACUGUAAUCAAUUUGGCAAAAGGUGCAAUUGGACCGGAUGUAUUUCACAAUUUUAAAUCUUUACUUCAAAUUUUAAAGGCUAGUAUUGAUAAAACUCCACAAAUAUCUGACCAUCCCGAACAGUCCUCCUCAUUCAAUGAUUCUAGUCGUAAAUUAACUGGUGAACGUCAGUUUCAGGAGGCAAUCAUCAAUACAAUCGCUGAAUUUGCUAAAAAUCUACCAGAUACACAAAAGAUUGAAAUACUGAAAUUUAUAUUGAAUUUUGAACCUAUGGUGAAUUAUCAUCCAGAAUAUGGUGAUCGACCGAAACCCUUAAUUAUGGUCCUGUUGCAAACUAUGCUAACUGUUGCUACCCAAUAUAAAACAGUGGCUAUAUCGAAUGCAUUAAAUUCUGAUUUCUUGAAUCUUUUAUUACGUGGUGUUGCUAUUGAUCCAGAUCCUGUGAUACGUAUAAUUGUACAGAAAAUAUUGCACACUUUAAUUGAUCGGCAUGGGAAUACAGAACAACUAUUAACUGUUCGAAUAUAUGGUGAAAAUGAGUUGCGUAAUUACUUCAUUCUUGAAAAGCCUGAAAGACAAGAUAUUCUUUUUAUGAAAAAGACUGGUGUGUUGUUCAUUGAAAAUAUUUAUCACCAAUUAUUGGAUCAGACUAAUAAAGUUGAUAACUUAGAAUAUCUGUCGUGUACUGUUGGUUUAGUUGCAUUGGAAAUGGGUGCAGAACAGGUUAUCACAGAGUUGUUUCGUUUAAUAUUAGCGGUUCAAACUAAAAUUGUCGAUGAGAAUACAUAUAUGCCAUUGACGCAUCGAUGUGCUUUACACGCUUUACUAGCUAGUACAAUAUCAUUAAUUGUCCAAUUGAUUAAUCUUCAAUCGCUUAGUGAACAUAUUUAUACUGUUAUUCAACGUAGACGGGAUACAUCGCCUUGGUUAUUACCGUCGGUUGCAUUUAAUAGGACGAACACUGUUGACAGCUAUCCAAGUGAAUUUGAAAUUAACGAUGAUUUAUUAUUUUCAUCAGUUAAAAUAACUGAAUCCUUAUCCGCUUCUGGUUAUGAUGUGACUGUCUUGUCAAUACCAUAUAAUCCAAUCUAUCUACGAUUAUAUGACACUGGUCCACGGGAUCCAUUAGUCGAUGGCUCAUUGAAUAUGCGAUCAGGUGGGGGUGGUGGGAAUGGUCACUCGAAUUAUUCAACUGGUUAUUAUUAUGGUGAGCGGAAGAAUUCACUUGUUGGCGAUCAAACCAUGCCGGGUCGUCUUAAUGCAGUUUAUCUCGAUGGAUUGUCGCAUAGUCGUAAAAGUAGUCAAAAUGGGGUAGGCUUUGCUCAGUCUGGCAGCAGUUUCUCGCUAACCGAUAGUCUGUAUUCCGUGGCCGAUUCGGUGAAUGUAAGUAUUGCUGUGUUGUUCUGUUUAUCUGUGAAAAAAUAGCGAGGGAAAGAAAUAUUUUCACCACAUUUCCGUUUUUUUCCUGUUUUUUAUUUCAACGUCUUUCUGUUAUAUGAUUAUUUAUUGGUAGGUGUUGUAAAUAGUUAGUUGGCGGGAUGCCCUUCUGCAACUAGGCUUUGCGGUGGUUUGCUGUAUUUCAGCGAUGCAUAAUACUAGCAUACCUGGUGCUGAAGUCACAUGACCUCUCCGUACUUGUAUGAUAACUGACUUUUUUAAUAAUAAUAAUAAUGAUACUUAUUGUAAGGAUGGGUUAUAUAGGCAUCUCAUAUAACCCUAACUUUAUAUAACCUGAUUUAUAGUGACCACCAGUAUACUACACACUAUUUCGAUUGUUGAUUUGGUCCAGGUUCGAUUUCCAGCCGAUGUACCUCAUUUAGUCUUCUAGCUGGAGAAAAGGAUGGAAGUUUGGGUGUGAGGCUAGAAAAAGCAACAGAACAAGUGUUGUGUGAUAAACAUUGGUCAGAAAUUGCAUUCACAUCGUUUAUAUGCAGAGAUUUCAAGUUCAAACAAGAAUGAAUGCUUGGAUACACGGACAAAAGAGUUACGUAAUACAGACAAGAGGUGAAUUAAACGAUGAUUAACGAAUAAAUUGAGUGACAAUGUGGUGAGUUCAAUUCAAAUCAUAGAAACAGGAGACAAGCAAAGUUAUACUGUAUCAAAGGGGAGAGAGGUUAAAGUGAAAGAUUGCAUAAAUGAAAGAGAGGGAGUAAAGAAACCCAGUUACCAGGCUGAGGAAAGACUGGUAGGUGCUUCUUUCUGAACAUAUAAACCAGGUUUCAGGCGUGUGAUAGAGAUUGCUCCAGCAAGCUUCAAGAGAAUUGAGUCAUUUUUUUUCUCUUUAUAAUUUCAAAGGAUUUCACAGUGUCCACAACACGGACCGUACUGAUAAGAUGGCUAACAAUGACACUAUAUUGCAAACAUUUGUUCGCUUGACACGUAGGGUUUUCGGUACAUGAUCAGAAAAUCUAACGGUUUGGCCUUCUUUCUGUCCUCACAAUGUAAAUUUGUCUGUCGACUUUUGACUACACCAAAGAGUAUUUCAUGCCGUUUAAAUAAAAACAAAAAUCUUAUUGUCCAUUUCCAUUCCAUUGUGUUCAUUCGUUAUUAAAACGAAGGUAACAACUUGAAUUUGUUAUGAUGAUCACAUUUAUGUGGAGUGAAUACUUCAGUUGUGUAUGCGUAUUUGUGUGCUUUUCUGCUUUUCAUUGUAUCAAUAAUAGUUCGUAUAGUGUAUCCGUUUGUCAGUGAAGUUUUACAACUUACCUAAAUAUCAUCAGUCGAUAAGAUGAUUGAUUGUGUAAAAUUUUCAAACAAAUAACUAGUCUGAUUAAAACAAUUUGAUUGACUUUUCAGUUAUUAGGUGAUGUAUGUUCCCGUGUAUGUUUAGUGUAGGGGCGGGGGGGGGAGUUCAGAUGCAGAUAUUCCGAACCUGCCUAGUGUGUAAUAUACAAGAUAAGGCGUAUAAACUAGCCGGCAGACAAUGAGAGAGAGAGAGAGCGAGGGGGAGAUAGGAGUUUGGAUAUAAUUAGACGAUGUUCACAGUAAGAUGAUCAUCAUCAUUAAUGCAAUAUGUUUAAUAAACCUACCUGUUAUAAUAAUAGUAAUGGGUGGAGAUGCAUGCAGAUAAUCUCAAUGUCUUUUCGCGCAUUGGAUAGCAAAAGUCACAAAAAAAAACGAUGGAAAACCUUUAAAACAUUUAAAUUUAACAUUUGAAUAGAUGAUGAACACGCUUACAACUCCAACGACUUCAGUAAAUUCAAAUUGUAAUUGAUCGCCUUUGUUAUUGUUCUACUAUCAAAGAGGCGGGAAUAAAAGGCGGGGAAGAUGGUGGAUGAAUUUUUAUCAUUCAAGAAUAUGCGUAAACUAAUCAGCACAUUCAGUACGAGCACAUAUGGCUGAAGUUUUUGAUGAUAUCUCCUAUGAAUUAUAUCCACACGAUGUCAUGUUGAAUGGACCAAAAAAGAUUCAAGGACGUGAAAGUAAUCCUCUCUUUUUACAUGAAUCAGGCAAUAAAUUAACACCAGAACAAAUUAAUACAAAUAUCAAUUCAUCUAUUUCUAAUAGUAUUGUUGGUAUUGGUAAUUCUGCAACAAAAGUGUCUAAAAAAGCCAAUAAGGCUAGUAAUAAUAGUAAUAAUAAUAAUCAGGCUGUAUGGGAACGUGAUUUCACUUCAUUGUUUUUUGUUUAAUUCCUGCUGUUCAAUUUAAUGCCUUCUUCGGUGUAUCUCAUCUUCACUCUUCCAGUUCGAUUCAAUUCAAUUCAAUUGUUCAUUUAGAACUUGUCGUCUGAUACACACAUCUGUGUCUGUCCCUAUAUUAUAGGAUUCCUGUUUCUUUCUCUAAUUAGUUAUAUAUAUAUAUAUAUAUACGCAUUACACUCUUAUUGACAGAAUUCAUUCUUCAGAAAGUACCACAAAAAGGCAAAACAGACCAAUGACACUGUUAAGUUAACUUAAUUAUUGUCUGAGAAAACAUAAAGUAAAUUGUGUAUACAUUAUUGCUGAACCACAUACACACACACACACACAGACAACGAGAAUAUUUGUCGGUAUUACCUUGACUCUCUUUAUAUUAUCACUGCUAUUGUUAUUCUCACAAUUAUCAAUCAAUAUUAUCACGACUAUAGGAACAUUGAAUACAACGUCCAACCUUGGUUCAAAUGACUGUGAUUUGUCUUUAGUGAAUAAAUAUAUUAAAUAACUGUUUAUGUAUUUGUUUAUUUUACUAUUCCUUCAACGAUUUGUUCACACUCUAUGUGCUUGUACAAAAAAAAUGUUUGUUAACCAAAAACAGAUGUGUAGACCGGCUAGCUUCCUCCUCAAUCCCUACUUCUUCCUCUUAUUAUUAUUAUUACUAUUAUUAUUAUUGUAUUAUUAUGAUUAUCAUGAAAAUUACAACCGCAUCUUAAGAUUAAGGUGUGAUUCCAUCGCAUUGUUUACAUCCUUUAUUGUAAUUAUCCACUAUCCUUUCACAUGUUCUUUUAUUUUCUUUAAGAGACUAUUCAUUUCUGUCCUAUUUUCACUUCCAUUUUCCCCCUGUUUUCUAUUCUUUCUCUCUCUCUCAUAAUCUGAUCGCCUUCUGAAUUCACCUUGCUCGCAAAUAUCUUUCCUCCAUUUGUGUGUAGUGUUUGCAUCACCACCACCUAGCCAGCCACCCACUUCUUUUCUUGUUUUCCUGUAAUGUUCAUACAAAUCUCUUGUAUAUACAUAAAUACGUAUGCAUAUAUAAUAUAUAUACUAUGGACUUACACAAGCCUAAUCCUUAGAGUAAAGUGUGUUUAUACAAGGUGAAAAGUUAUACAAUACA
Trichobilharzia regenti is the source of this 5738-nucleotide messenger RNA. Lineage: Eukaryota; Metazoa; Platyhelminthes; Trematoda; Strigeidida; Schistosomatidae. The record is from the annotation of a GenBank genome assembly.